Molecule: messenger RNA, 783 nt
Organism: Acanthosepion pharaonis
Lineage: Eukaryota; Metazoa; Mollusca; Cephalopoda; Sepiida; Sepiidae
Source: the annotation of a GenBank genome assembly
AUGGAGGGACGCGGCAAACAGAAGAAGAAAAAAGAUCAACAUGUCACGGUAGUGUUCCCCUCACCGGAAGAGCUGUCACCGGUACGGUCAGCAGAUGUCUUUGCAAUUUGCAAUUUUUCUGGAUAUACGUCACUAUUCUGUUCAUAUCUAUCUAUCUAUCUAUCUGAGUCUGUUCAUAUCUAUCUAUCUAUCUAUCUAUCUGAGUCUGUUCAUAUCUAUCUAUCUAUCUAUCUGAGUCUGUUCAUAUCUAUCUAUCUAUCUAUCUAUCUGAGUCUGUUCAUAUCUAUCUAUCUAUCUAUCUAUCUGAUCUGUUCAUAUCUAUCUAUCUAUCUAAGUCUGUUCAUAUCUAUCUAUCUAUCUGAGUCUGUCUAUUCAUCUAUCUAUCUAUCUAUCUAUCUGAGUCUUCUAUCUAUCUAUCUAUCUAUCUAUCUAUCUGAGUCUGUUCAUAUCUAUCUAUCUGAGUCUCUUCAUAUCUAUCUAUCUGAGUCUCUUCAUAUCUAUCUAUCUAUCUAUCUGAUCUGUUCAUAUCUAUCUAUCUAUCUAUCUGAGUCUGUUCAUAUCUAUCUAUCUAUCUAUCUGAUCUCUUCAUAUCUAUCUAUCUAUCUAUCUGAGUCUGUUCAUAUCUAUCUAUCUAUCUAUCUAUCUGAGUCUGUUCAUAUCUAUCUAUCUAUCUAUCUAUCUGAGUCUCUUCAUAUCUAUCUAUCUAUCUAUCUGAGUCUGUUCAUAUCUAUCUAUCUAUCUGAGUCUGUUCAUAUCUAUCUAUCUAUCUAUCUAUCUCCGUAA